Messenger RNA from Gigantopelta aegis, 2148 nucleotides. RefSeq lists its product as uncharacterized. Lineage: Eukaryota; Metazoa; Mollusca; Gastropoda; Neomphalida; Peltospiridae. The transcript is spliced from 6 exons. The coding region runs from base 64 to 1689 and encodes 541 amino acids. The record is from RefSeq and is a predicted model, not a curated record.
GAUGACGUCACACUUGGUAGCGACGUUUGUUUUGAUACAAGUGAGCUGCAAGGGUGAGAGCAAAUGUCUUCUUUAGAAUAUUCACAGCCUUUCCCGUCUUUACGAACUGACGACUUGAUUGCGUCUCUCACGAUUCAACGGCUGUCGGACUUCUCGCUACAGAGCAAACAACUGCGAGACGAAAACGUCGAGUUGAAGAACUGUCUUCGCGUGCUUCGUGAAAACACCGACGUGCCAGCCAGCAAUUUGAUCUCGUCGGUCAUUGGAUGGAAUACUGGGGAAAAGGCGAAAGAAAUUCCUGCUGAAAUUUUACGAGGUCCUGAACUAGAGCGUUCCAACCUCAGCCCAGUACCUUACCCGCCCAUUCAGUUUCAAAACCUGCCAAAGUCAUAUUCUCCGUCGUCAUCGCAACGGAACAUGUCAGCUUAUCCAAGGUCAGACGACAGGUAUCAGGUAUUGGGACCUCCAGAGUAUGUAGCAUGGCCCGUGAACGGAUCGGACUUCGGCGGCUCAGAAAGGUCUUUGAGUAAACUGAGUUCGGUGCCCGUCUGUGGACACUGUAAUCAGGAGCCGGAGAGUCCGGGAAAGACGCCAAGCUACCUGGUGCCACCCGAUGCGUUCUCGGACACGGCCUCCAAGAUCUCGUCGACGAGGUCUUCAGGUCGAGCUGGUCCGAAAAUGACAUCGACGCCAAAAUCAGGACACCGUUCUCCGAAGCGGUCGAAAGAUGGAUCCAAAGAGCGCCGAUCGAAGAGCCCCAAGGAAGGCAAGACUGGCCGAACAAAGUCGGCAAAAGCCAGCGGCAAAGCCAAGAAAUCUCGAUCGCCGUCGCCAGCUUCCCGCGGCAGCAAAAACAAAAAAAAAGGAAGCGAGAGAUCGUCACGUUCAAUUUCUCGUACAAAUUCUCCUUUGUCUUCUGACAGGCAGGGUUCGAAAGAGGUCCUUCCAGGACAUGAGACUGACGGUCGGAUGGCAUCAAACGAACUAUCUCCACGAAAUUCAGGAGGGGUCUGUGAUUCGUGUACAAGACAUUCAGGAGGGACGACACCAGCAUUUCAUCCUAUAAACAGCGUAGCCAGCAUCUGCUCGUCGUGUUCCGGGCAGCACAUGAGCCUGUUACCCGGAAGUAGAUCGUCUUCCCAGCACUACCCCAUCAUCGCGGUGGACUCGGAACUGGUAGACGACGGCGAGUCCUACCCACAGUCCUACAGAAUCCUGGGCGAGAUCGCCUUCCAACUGGAACGUCGCAUCCUCGACUACGUCUUCUGCGGCGACAAGUCCAAACUGGUAGGAUCGCGCGGCCGCAGACGUUUCUAUGGUUACACUGUGAACAACAUCCCAGUGAUGAUUUCGAAGGAGGCGGAGGGAGAGGAUGGGGAGGUGGAUCAGGAUCGUGACCAGCAGAUCCGUAGCCGACUGCAGCGAAUCACCCAGACCCUGGCCUCCCUCGGUUACAACAUGGACAAGCACAGCGUCGUGUCCCAGAAGAUCAUCAACAAGUACGGCCUGCUGGGAACCAUCCCACACAGGAGCACCAUGGACGCGUUCGGGAUGAACGACGACGAUACGCUGCGCUCGCUGGUGAAGAAGAUCACGUGCGACGAUGAGGAGAGGAAGAAUAUGAUGAUCCUGGUCGAGUGUCUGCUGCUGUUGGCACGACAGGACGGAAAACCCAUACUGCUCUGGUAGCAACCAAGGGAAACAACUCAGCUGAAGAAAACGUCUGACAAACUCAUUAAUUGCUGCUCUGGUAGUAACCUAUGGAAAUAAUCUAAUAAAAACUAAAAAAAAUUUAUAUAAUAAAAAAAAAAUAAUAAUAAUAAUAAUUUUGAAAAAAAAUUGUACAGUAAUUCUUUGGUGGUAACCAAGGGAAAUAAUCAGAAAAGGACCGACUUAACCUUAUUACAUAUAUGUAAAAAAAAAAAAAAAAAAAAAAAAAAAAAAAAAAAAAAAAGGUUCUCUUACAAUGCUUGGCAUUAUAGCAAAGCCAUAAUUAUUGCUUGGGUAAUAUAGAUAAAGAGGGAUAACUUCCAUUGUUGAAGAAAAAAGAAAGAAAAACUCAAGCCAAAUGUGUUAUAAUAGAAGGUAUUUAUUGUAUAUAUAUAUAUAUAUAUAUAUAUAUAUAUAUAUAUAUAUAUAUAUAUAUAA